Stylonychia lemnae is the source of this 453-nucleotide messenger RNA. NCBI's taxonomy places the organism in Eukaryota, Ciliophora, Spirotrichea, Sporadotrichida, Oxytrichidae. The record is from the annotation of a GenBank genome assembly.
AUGGACAGAGCCAAGAUUAUAGACGAUACUAUCUAGGUAAUCAAUAUCAACAAAGAUGGCAAGUUCUUUGAAAAAGUUUCAAGAAUUGAGGCAAGAUCUGAAGUAAACAAACUUGAUAUACAACUCGAUGUAAACACUGACAUCUAUCCCAUGGAAAAAGACGCUUACUAUGCUAUGUGUAUUGCUUCCUCUGUUAAUACUGACGGCUCUGAAGACUUUGACAUUUUCAGAUAUCAGCACGAGGGUUCAAGCGGCCCUGAUGGUCUUGGUAGUCUCCUUGAUCAGUAUUAAUAUGUGAUGCAUGGUAAAGUCUUCAAGUACACAAUUGAUAAUGAUAAGAUAUCUGUAUUCAUCAGCUAUGGAGGUUUAUUGAUGAGCUUAACUGGAAGUUUGAAAGACUUGAAGAACUUAGAAAUCGACUCCAGAGUCUACCUUUUACUUAAGAAGAUUUGA